UUUUCCCAGUAGAGUAAAAUCAACCCCCAAGAACCAACCGACCUCCCCGCCUCCCUUCCCUGGCUGUGUCCUGUCAAGUUUUGUGUGUGGUAUUCGGUAAAAAGGCGUCGACAGCGAACGGCACAGAGAGACUAAGGAAAAUAAACAGAAAUUUUGUUUUUCCGACAAUUUUAUUCGGCAAAAUUUUUGCAAAACAAAUAAAAUGUUCUCACAUUUUAUUACUAUAGAAAAGUGAUUUAAGUUACGCAAGGAGUUUAGUCUAAAGUAUUGUCUAAUCAUAGAGGAUUUAACUCCAUAAAUUUUCUAUAUACACAAAACUUGUACCAAAAAGUUAUGGCCGAGUGGAGAGGGCGGAGGAGUAGUAGUUGGGGGAUAAGAAGUAGCCGCCGCUCUUUCAUGUUCUGUGGUUGGCUUUGCGUGUUUAUAUUGUUUACCAGGCAACAGCAACAACAAGCAACGCAUGCCACCUCCUUGAAUGCCAUUGAACAGGAGGAGGAGAUGUCCUCCAAUCGGCGACAUCACCAGCAUCAUCAUAACAACUAUGAAGAGAAGGGCUAUUGUGCACCCUAUACGGGUAAAAUAUGCAAACAAUAUGUCACAGGUCAGGUAUGGUAUAGUCUUGAGGAUCCAUCCGGAGGCUGGAAAAAUGAACAGGUUACGACUGCCCUGUGGGAUGAACUAAUUGCUGAUCUAACCGGACUAUGUCGGGAAGCGGCAGAGAAAAUGCUCUGUGCCUAUGCAUUUCCACGCUGUCAUUUGCUCGAGAGUGGAAGAGCACAAAAGGUUCCAUUAUGUUUUGAAGAUUGUCAGGCCACUCACUUGCAAUUCUGUUACAAUGAUUGGGUUUUAAUCGAGGAGAAGAAAGAGCGUCACAUCUAUCUAAAGAGUCGUGGACACUUUAGGCUACCAAAUUGUUCAGCCUUGCCCCAUUAUAAUGCUUCCUCAAUGAAACGUCCGAAUUGCUCCUACAUUGGUUUAACCGAAAUACGUGAAUCUGAAGUUAGCUAUGAUUGUCGCAAUGGCAAUGGACGCUUCUAUUUGGGCACCAUGAAUGUCACCAAAUCGGGUAUACCCUGCCAGCGUUGGGAUAACCAGCAUCCCCAUAAACAUAUACAGCCGCCUUUGGUUUUUCCCCAACUGAUUGAAGGUGAAAAUUAUUGCCGUAAUGCAGGUGGAGAGGAACCUCAGCCUUGGUGCUAUACAACGGAUGAAUCUGUACGCUGGCAACACUGCGAUAUACCCAUGUGUCCUGACUAUGUGGAUCCCAUGGCCAAGGAUUUGAAUACGCCAAUUAAAAUGGAAAAGUUUUUUACACCUUCAGUGAUAUUUCUAUUAGCUGGCAUUGGUUUCAUUGGAAUUGUGCUUUUGCAUUUGCUCAUCCUACUGAUAUAUAAGGUUUCCAAGCAUAAGGAUUACACUCAGCCACCAGGACCAGCUGUUGCAGAGGCCAAUUGUGCGGGAGAAUGCAAUUUGACAGUUAGUCGGGAAACUCUCAACAACACCAUGGCCAAAAUGGGCACCAUUAGACGCAGUACGGCAACUAUACACAGCAAUUGUGUGAAUAUGACGACAAUCCAUCAUCAGGCUACUAUCCAACAUGAACCGAAGAGUUCCAAAUUGAAUGCACGUCUCGAAAAGUUGGAAUAUCCGCGCGGAGAAAUUGUCUAUGUGCGUUCGUUGGGACAAGGAGCAUUCGGACGUGUCUUCCAGGCCAAGGCUCCGGGUCUAGUGCCCGACAAUGACGAUCUUUUGGUGGCCGUGAAGAUGCUUAAAGAUGAUGCCAGCGAUCAAAUGCAAAUGGAUUUCGAGCGUGAAGCUUGUCUUUUAGCCGAAUUCGAUCAUGCGAAUAUUGUGAAACUGUUGGGAGUCUGCGCUUUGGGUCGUCCCAUGUGUUUGCUUUUCGAGUACAUGUCUCCAGGUGACUUAAGUGAAUUCCUACGCUCCUGCUCCCCAUAUGCCACUCAUCAGGUGCAACAUCGAGAUCGUUUACACUUGAAUGAAUUUAAUCUACUUCAAAUGGCAGCGAAUAUUGCAGCUGGAAUGCUUUAUCUAGCCGAACGGAAGUUUGUUCACCGGGAUCUGGCCACCAGGAAUUGUCUAAUCAAUGAGCAAAUGCAUGUGAAAAUUGCCGAUUUUGGUUUAUCGCAUAAAAUCUAUCUGCAGGACUAUUACAAAGGAGAUGAGAAUGAUGUAAUACCCAUACGUUGGAUGCCCCUGGAGAGUAUAUUGUAUAACAAAUUCUCUUUGGAAUCAGAUGUGUGGGCCUAUGGCAUUUGCCUCUGGGAGAUAUUCUCCUUUGCACUGCAACCGUAUUUCGGGCUAACUCACGAGGAGGUUAUCAAAUAUAUCAAAGAGGGCAAUGUUUUGGGUUGUCCGGAUAAUACGCCGAUAUCGGUCUAUGCUUUAAUGCGUCGCUGCUGGCUGAGGAAACCAAGCGAAAGACCCGGUUUCGCAGAGAUUAAUCAUUGUAUACAACACAGCAUUGCCGAAUGGGAAUGCAAGGCCAUGCUAUAGACAUGUACAAACAAACAAAAAACCAACAAAUAAUUGCAAUUACUCCGUCGCGCAGAACCGUCGCAAUCAGCCCAACUCAACUCAAAUAAUGCUCUUCCGGAUGUCUUCCGAAGUGCAACAAAAUUAUAUACAAAAUCAUUAUUUAGAAAGAGGCAAAGAUCUGUAGAUUUCCAAACAGAUUAUUCCUAUUUUAAAAGCACUAAGAUCAAUUUUGAUAUACUUUGAACUUAUAGAAAUUGAUUUUUCUCGAUCUUCAGAUACAAGCGAUUUCUCCACUCGGAGGAUCCUUAGUGCAGUGUGUUACUACAUCCUUUUAUUUUGCUGUAAUUUGCUUUGAAAGACUAAAUCUCAUAUGAUUCUUUGCCUCUUUUACACGUAAAUUCAACGAACAAAUAAGAUUGUUUUCCCACAACGAAACAUUCAUCCGAAAUAAAAUAGAGAAAACAAAAAUGUCAGCCAUUUAAAUUAAUAAACUUGUACUGUAAUUUCAUAUCUAAUCUGUAGUUUUAAGACUUCUCACGACCAUAUUUAAUAAUAAAUCAUGAGUUUUUACUAGAAUUAAGAUACACUCCAUAUAAAAUAUAUGCAAACAAAUAAUUACUAAUGGGAUGAGAAAGAGAAAACAAUUCUCCAAGCAAA
Drosophila willistoni is the source of this 3153-nucleotide messenger RNA. It is a transcript of the gene Nrk, whose product is annotated as tyrosine-protein kinase transmembrane receptor Ror2. The record is from RefSeq and is a predicted model, not a curated record. Gene Ontology annotation, biological process: multicellular organism development; protein phosphorylation; positive regulation of kinase activity. The coding region runs from base 334 to 2514 and encodes 726 amino acids. Gene Ontology annotation, cellular component: signaling receptor complex. NCBI's taxonomy places the organism in Eukaryota, Metazoa, Arthropoda, Insecta, Diptera, Drosophilidae. The transcript is spliced from 4 exons. Gene Ontology annotation, molecular function: protein binding; ATP binding; transmembrane receptor protein tyrosine kinase activity.